AUGCUGUUCGCAGUUUCACAGCAGGGCCUUAUCCGGAUCAGCGGCCACUGGGCAGCUGCAGGACGUGAAGUUCUACCAGAGAAGCAGGCCCGGGUCAACAUCACUGCGAAGGCGGAGGUGGUGCUUCACUGGCCCAGGUCAGCUCGGCCUUCAUCCAACGAUGUCCAGGUGGAGUUCAUUUCGCAUCAGAUUUGGCCUCCGCUCCCCCGCAAGCCAGCUGGGGCAGGUGCAGGCGGACUUCUGACAAGGCGGAGUGACACCAAACUGCGAACACCAUGCAGGAGCCGCCGUUCACCUUCUUAA
Messenger RNA from Symbiodinium natans, 303 nucleotides. The record is from the annotation of a GenBank genome assembly. NCBI's taxonomy places the organism in Eukaryota, Dinophyceae, Suessiales, Symbiodiniaceae.